Encephalitozoon intestinalis ATCC 50506 is the source of this 1917-nucleotide messenger RNA. RefSeq names its product alpha-alpha-trehalase precursor. Gene Ontology annotation, molecular function: alpha,alpha-trehalase activity. NCBI's taxonomy places the organism in Eukaryota, Fungi, Microsporidia, Unikaryonidae. The record is from RefSeq and is a predicted model, not a curated record. The transcript has a single exon. The coding region runs from base 1 to 1917 and encodes 638 amino acids. Gene Ontology annotation, biological process: trehalose catabolic process.
AUGGAGAUGGCUUCCGGGGUAAAAUUGCGCUAUAUUUUCCUUGCCGCUUGUACAAUAAUCCCCGUAAGGGCUUCCGGAAUUAUGGAUCCUGGCUCCCGAAUGAGUUCAGAACUUCUCGAGGUUUCUUUUGUAAGUAAGAUUACAAAGGAUAGCAAGAUUUUGGUUGAUAAGGUGUUUACUAAGCCUCCAGAAGAAAUUGAUGAGAUUCUUAGAAACAUGCUUCGAGAAAAUAGAUCUUUUGAAAAAGAGGAGGAUUUUUGGAGGUUUGUAGAUGAAAAUAGUUUUGAGCCAGAGACCGAACUUAUAUUUGGUAAAGAUGAUAAAGAGCUUCAGGCAGAUAUGCCCAAGAACACCUCGAGCUAUAUAAUCAAGCUUGAGGAAAAGCUUUCAGAUGGCUCCAAUCCUCUUUUCCAGACCAGCCAAUACAAACAAUCUAUAGCAAACUUGAUUAGAAUCGGGAAAGAACUCGAAAAUGCAUGGGGUAAGAUCUACGUAAGGCAGAAUAGGUUGAAGAGAGGACAGUAUUCAACGAUGAUAAAGGUCAAGAAUCCAUUUAUUAUUCCUGGAGACCGAUUCAAAGAGGCUUAUUAUUGGGAUAGUAGCUGGAUCUUAGAAGGACUUGUCAGAAGCGGUAUGGAAAAAAUUGCCGUGGGAAUGGUGGAGAACUUUAUAGGUCUGAUAGAGCAGUUUGGAUUCAUUCCUAAUGGACUUAGGACAUACUAUUUAAACAGGUCUCAGCCUCCAUACUUUCCUCAGAUGCUUCUCACUCUUUAUAAACACUUACCAUGGGAGAAGAUAGAAAACACUAUCAAGAGGGGAUUGGAUGCGGCAGUAACAGAGCAUACUUUCUUCAUGACCCAAAAAGUUGAAAGGGUUGAAAAGAACGGAAAGUCGUAUGUACUUAAUGUUUACAAGGUUAACGAUACUACGCCAAGAGCAGAGUCUUAUAGUGAAGACAGGGAAACUGCAGAGCAAAAUAAGAGCAGAGAUGAGAAGUACAGAAGAAGAGCAGAAGACAUUUAUGCCGACUUAAAAGCCGGAGCCGAAUCGGGAUGGGACUUUUCAUCCAGAUGGCUAGGCUUAAGCGGGCAACUUGAUUCCAUAAGAGUCUCCAAAAGGAUUCCUGCGGAUCUGAAUUCAGUAAUGUAUGCCAAUGAAUGUAUCAUUUCGAAGCUAUAUGAGAUAAUCGAAGGAAAAAACUCCAAGAACUCUAAGUACUUCAAAGAAAAGAGCGAAGAAAGAAAAGAUGCCAUUAAUAAUGUGCUAUGGAACGAUCAACAAGGUGUAUGGAAUGACUUUGAUAUUGAAACAAGAGAGCAUACAUCUCCUGGGUUCUAUGCCUCAAACUUAAUGCCGAUGUGCUAUGGGAUCCCUCCUCCAAAAGACAAAGGUGUCAGCGUUUACCACAUUUUGAAUAUGUUUGCAGAAGAUAUAUUUGGACAUCCGGGAGGGAUGCCUGCAAGUGGAUCUAAGAAUAAGGACAGUACCUUACAAUGGGAUUUUCCCAACAUGUGGCCUCCCCUUGUGCAUAUAGUGGCGUUUUUCUUAGAAAGAGUGGGUGAGCGUGAAAUGGCAUUACAUAUGGUUAGAUCCUACUUAGAAAACAUAUCUGUUUCUACAUCCGUUGUUGACGAGACAAAGAGGGGGAUCUUUGAAAAAUAUAGUUGUGAGAUGGUUGGGUCACCUGGAUAUAAGGGGGAAUAUACGGCGCAAGUCGGAUUUGGAUGGACUAAUGGAAUUGCCAUUCAUUUUCUCGACCGCUUUUCUUCGGAAAUUGUUUCUCCCAAAUCCCACGAGGAGUCGUAUAAAGAAAUCAAAGCUCUGCUGGAAAAAAGGAUACUUGAUAAGGCCGAGCCCAAAAACCAUACUCCAGAAGGUUGUCUUCUCUUGGAAGAGAGAUUUCAGGUUUUAGCAUGA